AUCAUUAUUUCAGCCACCAAAUUUGCAACUUUCCAUGCCUUAAACUUUCUACGCAGUUUGUCUCACAAUUUUUAGCUUUUUAAGAACAAUUUAAUUCUCAUUUUCCUUUGACUUUCAUUGCUGAGGAUUCAUUACUGCAGAGUUUGUUGAUUGAAAAUCCGAACCGAGUUUCAAAAGUGAAUUUUUGACAACCACCACUCCUACUAUCAAUAUAAGUCAUCCCAUACCAUCCAUAAAAUGACGACCAUUUCAUCAUCCAAUGACGGUAUAUCUGCCAUGAGUGUUUGGGAUUUAUUGAAAAAUCCGGGCACAUGUGCAAAGACAUGUUGCAAUGCAAUUCCUGCAGUGCACAAAGCGUGCUAUGGCGUGACAGAAUCUCCAAAGGGGACAACAUCAAGCACGCUGGGAAAGGGAGGACUUAUUCUGUGGACUUGCGACCGAUGUAACUCGUCUGACGACCCCAAUUUGGUGCAGUGUGGCCUAUGUCCGGUUCAAGGUGGAUUUUUCAAGCAUGUCUGCUUGAAAAAUGGCCGGUGGCGUCGACCGCUCCGUCACUUAGGAAGGUCACUGUUCACGGGAUAUCUGGUCAUAUUGUUUGCUUUGGUAAAUCCAACCACAUUUGCAAAGUUGAAAAAUUGCAGGCUUUAGAGCAGCUUUCGCGAAAACUUGAUUUUGCACCGUAUGUUCUAUGACAAAGUUAAAGUUAUACUAAAUUGUCUAUCAAUUAAGACUAUCCAAAAAUCGAGAUGGGACAGUACUAAAGGUUCCCUUGAAAACCAUUUUGUUCAACCGUCAGGGGAUGUAACAGGCACAAAUAUUAAGUACUAAUUUCAAACUUGUCUCAAGAACAACUCAAUUUUACUUGGUGCCGAAAACAUGAAUGCUGUGAAAAUUAUUUGCGCGAUAAAAAUAGAUUUGCAGAAUUAUAAGCUGCUGAUUAAACAAGAAUUAAAUAUUAAAUAUCAGACACAAAUACAUACCAAUGAGAAACCUUGCCAUUAAUUUUGCUAUUUUUACAUAUGUAUUGUUUAUUGAAUGUAAAAUAAUAUUAUUCAUGAAAUCUGCCAAACUAAAUAUAUAAAGCCUGACACACCA
Molecule: messenger RNA, 1095 nt
Organism: Folsomia candida
Lineage: Eukaryota; Metazoa; Arthropoda; Collembola; Entomobryomorpha; Isotomidae
Exons: 3
Coding region: 238-648 (136 amino acids)
Source: RefSeq, a predicted model, not a curated record